Myiozetetes cayanensis is the source of this 741-nucleotide messenger RNA. RefSeq names its product beta-microseminoprotein-like. NCBI's taxonomy places the organism in Eukaryota, Metazoa, Chordata, Aves, Passeriformes, Tyrannidae. The transcript is spliced from 4 exons. The record is from RefSeq and is a predicted model, not a curated record. Bases 163 to 498 code for a protein of 111 amino acids.
UUCAACAUAACUGCAUUUGAGUUGAGCAGGCCCUUUUUUCCCCAUCUAGACUUGAACUGCACAACAUAAAGGCACCAAAAAUUAUUUGCUCUCUGGUUCCACAUCAAGCACUUCAGAUUUCUUCUGGAGGCCUGGAACUCUUUGGAAGCCAAGGGCUCCACAAUGAAGAGCUUUCUGGCUUUCCUUGUUGCAAUGGGCAUCAUCGUGGCCCUGGGUGAUGCAUACUGCCUUAAUAAACGUCAAAGGCCUGGAGAGGUCUACAGAGGCUGUAGGAUGAAUGGAAAACUGUACCCUCUGGGACACAUUGAGAGGACAGAAGAUUGCCACAGAUGCAGCUGCAGUCGAACUCAAAUGACCUGCUGCUCAAUAUUUUUUAUUCCUGUUGCUUACGACAAAGAGAACUGUAAAGUUGUUUUAAACAGAAAAAGCUGUAACUAUGAUGUGGUGUACAAGAACGACCCCUCAAAGCAGUGUCCUGUAGUUACACGUGUGGGCUAACACCUGCUCCAAAUCUCUUCACUGUGGAAUUCCUCCCCUUCCUACACCUGCUUUGCCAUCACAGAGAAGUACAAUGACAUGGGAAAUCUCAUAGGAAACAGGACUUCAGUAGCUCACUUCUAAUUUCCUACUUGCUCUAAUUCAGCAUACAAGAUGCCUAAUCACAUACAAUGUCUUCUUUAUGUAAGAUUUGCUUGGGUGUUGCUAAGUUCUUUUGACUACAAUAAAUCCAGAUGAAACAUC